Molecule: messenger RNA, 775 nt
Organism: Suillus bovinus
Lineage: Eukaryota; Fungi; Basidiomycota; Agaricomycetes; Boletales; Suillaceae
Product: TBPIP-domain-containing protein
Exons: 6
Coding region: 31-732 (233 amino acids)
Biological process (GO): meiotic strand invasion involved in reciprocal meiotic recombination; meiotic joint molecule formation; homologous chromosome pairing at meiosis
Cellular component (GO): DNA recombinase auxiliary factor complex; condensed nuclear chromosome
Molecular function (GO): double-stranded DNA binding; recombinase activator activity
Source: RefSeq, a predicted model, not a curated record
AUCAACUUGAACAUCGCUUUCACAUCGUCAAUGGCUAGCAAAGCGAAAGGCUCAGAUGUAAAGGUCCUCAAAGGUCAAGAAGGUGAGGCCCAAUUGCUACUAUCUCAUACAUAUGUCGCUGCCAACCUCAAAGGUGCAGUGCCAAAGGCUACAACGCAGAAGAUCCUCGUCGCUCUAGCAGAAAAGGGGGAGAUUGUGCAGAAAACAUAUGGGAAAACGAGCUUCUUCGUUGCAAAUCAGGCUAGCAUUGACACGGUUCCUGCUGACAAGCUUACAGAACUCGAGCUCGAGUGCAAGACGGUCGAGGACACUAACAAUGCAUUCGCAGUAGAGGUCAAAGCUAUAACAGCAGAAAUAUCAAAACUCAAAAAUUGUCCAACGGACGAAGAACUCGAGGCCCAGAUUGGGAGCACGAAAAUGAAGUCAAUAGCGCAACUCACCGACAGACUCGUCCCACUGCGCUCUGGUGCACCGCUCAUUUCUGCUGAGGAACUUGUCAAGAUCGACGCCGACUGGACAAAGUGGCGAGCAGAAUGGAUUCGACGAAGAAAAGUAUUCAUGACUUUUUGGCAGCUUGCAACAGAUUCACUCCCACCCCAAGAAGCCGAGACGCUCCUCGAAGAUUUAGGGAUGGAGUUUGAUACUACAGAACACAAGAUACUCGAGAAGGGACCGUUGUGUGCUAUGCAAGGUGCAAACGUGCGUGGUAACCUCAAGAGGAAGCGGGAAUAGUCAUUCAUCUCAGCGUCUUGCACACCUAUCCGUUUAUUCAUGU